GCUGUUACCUAACCCAGAUGGAGGGAAGGAAGGAAGGACGGAAGGGAGCCAAGGGAGAAGUGCGUCUUUGGCCAAGGAUGGUAAUUGCCUUUGGAGGCGCAGGGAGCCGCUGGAUUCCCACCCCGAGGCUGGGCCCGGGUCCAGUGACAUCUGCAAGACUAAAUAAAGAUUUCUACUCCCGGGGCUUUGCAGCACGGUGGGCUCCGUGACAAUUAAGGCGACUACCGCGAAUUCUGGCGGCCAAGCGAGAAGAUUGGGGACGCGUGAGCCGGUUGUUUGUGGCCGUGGAGGGACCAGGCGCGCCUAAUACCUUCCCGCACGAAACCCAAGUAGGGCCUAGCCAGCAGAUCCUUGCAGAUGAGAAAGAGAGAGGGAGGGAGACCGGAUGGUGGAUGGAUGUUAAUCCCGCUCUCAGGAUGCAAUAGAAAGAUUUCAGAGUUUGGCCAGAGAGAAAACAAUAAUGAAAUCAAACAAAAGCUUAGCUGGGAGAUACAAAAGGGUCCAAGAUGUUCCUCAGCAAAUGCGAGGGGGAGCUGAGCGAGCUGCGCAAGAGCGUGGAGAGUGAUGGUGCGACGCCGGAGAAUCUGGAUGAAGAGCAGCCCAAGAAGAAGCACCGCAGGAACCGGACCACCUUCACCACCUACCAGCUCCAUGAGCUGGAGAGGGCCUUUGAGAAGUCCCAUUAUCCAGACGUCUACAGCCGCGAGGAGCUGGCCAUGAAGGUCAACCUGCCGGAGGUCCGGGUUCAGGUCUGGUUCCAGAACCGCAGAGCCAAGUGGCGCCGGCAGGAGAAGAUGGAGGCCAACUCCAUGAAGCUCCACGACACCCCCAUCCUCUCCUUCAACCGGCCUCCCAUGGCAGCCAACGUGGGGCCCAUUGGCAACUCCCUCCCCUUGGACCCCUGGCUGACCUCCCCCAUCUCCAGCGCCACUACAGUGCACAGCAUCCCUGGCUUCAUGGGUGCCCCCCAGGGCCUGCAGGCACCAUACGGCGGGCAUUCCUUCCUUAACAACCCGCCUGCCAUGCCCCAAGGCAUGCAGCCCAUGCCCACGGCCACCUACCAGUGCGGCACGACGUUUGUGGACAAAUACCCACUGGAGGAGGUGGACCAGCGCAGCUCCAGCAUCGCCGCCUUGCGCAUGAAAGCCAAGGAACACAUCCAGACCAUUGACAAGACGUGGCAGCCCAUCUGACCGACUGGCUGGCUGACAUCACAGGGCUGGCGGGAUGGGGUGGGGUGGGGGUCCUGGACUUCAAGGAGACCUCUUAGCCCUUGUGGACAACAAUCAGGCUAGAAACGCCUCUUUUCAAGCCAAAAUGGAGGAUUUGGGUCCGUUGAUGCACCAGCCUGGCGAUGAUGCACCCGAAACUGGACACUAGAACAUUUUUGGCACUGUUACUUCAAAUAAACCAAAUAAAAGGGAAGGAGGAAAGAGUCCUCUGUUUCCCCCA
This is a messenger RNA of Sceloporus undulatus (fence lizard), 1452 nucleotides long. Its product is annotated as retinal homeobox protein Rx1. The record is from RefSeq and is a predicted model, not a curated record. Gene Ontology annotation, molecular function: RNA polymerase II cis-regulatory region sequence-specific DNA binding; DNA-binding transcription factor activity, RNA polymerase II-specific. The transcript is spliced from 5 exons. Gene Ontology annotation, biological process: positive regulation of transcription by RNA polymerase II. The coding region runs from base 507 to 1193 and encodes 228 amino acids. NCBI's taxonomy places the organism in Eukaryota, Metazoa, Chordata, Lepidosauria, Squamata, Phrynosomatidae.